AUGGGCAAACUCGGGAGGACGCGGAGGGGGCGAGGGAGUCACCGAGCCGACCCUCUGAAGCGAGAGGAGGGGAAAGUAGAGGAGAUGAUCGCUGCUUCAGCUGGCGACGAGCCGGACGAGGCCGAGGAUGGAGGGAUCGAUGAGCUCCUCGCAGGUAUGAGGAGCUUCCAGCCGCAGGAUAGGUCGAGGGCUGCAGAUCUGGCAGGAGGGAUCGGGAGGACAAAGAGGGGGGCGAGAAUCUUGCAGGAGCGAGGGGUGACAGCAAAGCUCACAAGUUUGUUAUGUGACUCCUCGGAGGAAGUAAAGGAAGCUGCAGCGAUCGCUCUCAGAGCAUGCUGCGGGUCCGGGGGGGAAGCUGCGUAUGAAGCAGCAGUGCGGGGGGAUCUCAUGACUCCUCUUCUGUCCAGCAUAGCGUCUCAUGUGAGGAUGAGCGGGACUCCGGGGGCAGCAGGGAGAGACGAGCUGCUCUGUGAGCUACUGGACCUCCUGUGGGAGACUUGUGAGGUCAGCAGUCAAGCAGUGAAGCGAGUCAACGAUGCGGCAGCGGGGCUGCUGCCUGCCUUGUGUAGGUGCCUGGCUCUUGGCGCUCCCUCCCCUGCUGCUCCUCUUCCUAUCGCUGUGCGCAUCGCUUGCUCAGCGGCAAACUGCAUCAGCGUUCUGUCUGAGGACAACCCUCCCAUCUCUUCCAUGCUCGCAGGGCACCCCGAGGCCCUUCUUGCGAUCCAGAGGGCAGUCAUGGAAGAGGGAUACAGCUCCAUGGUCGCCGUGUUGAGUGUGGGGAUCCUCAUCAACAUCGGGCAGCAUGCACAGCCUCCGGAGUUUGCGCAGGCCAUGAGGAGAAUUUUUGGGAGGGAGACGAUGAUCAAGGCCAUCAUAGGUGGCCCUCUACUGCCUUGCUGCCUCGUCCUGACAUGCUGCCGGGAUGCAGACUUGAAGCCGCCGGAGAAUGGCGAGGGAGGGCAGCAGACGAUGGAAGAAGAAUCUGGUGGUCAUGCGCAAGAAAAGCAGGGGAAGAGACCGAGCAUCAAACCGAUCACUCAUGGUGUCUUCCAUGAACAGUUCUUGCACACGGAGGGGAUCGCGUCGACCUUCCAUAACAAAUACUCAGCAUGGCGGGAUGAAGUAGCCGAAACGCAGCUCGCUCUCGAGAUCAUUUCGAAUUUGAUGGUCCCAGACGACAAGGAGGACGAGGAGGAGGAGGAGGGCUGGCAAUCAGCAGACGAGGAGGAGGAAGGGAGCGAGAUGCUAGAGGAGGCGAAUGUGCAGGAGCACAGUCUUCCUUCCGCAAAGCUUCCGAUUGGACAGACCGAAUUUGCGAGCUGGCUAGUAAGAGAAAAUCUGCUCGAUCUUGUUGUGCUGCGAACGAAGGGGCUCAGCGCAAACCUCAAGGAAGCUCUGGCGACCUGCUAUUACGACGACGUGCGAUACAUUCCUCUAGCCCUCAUAGACAUGCAGAUCUCAGCCAUCGAGUGCAUGUCAAACUGGAUCCUGUCCUGUCCUCCCGGCAGUCAGAUCGCCUUACAACAAGUGAGGGAUGAAAUCAUCUUGCCCAACGUCUUGUCGGUCCUGCAAUCUUCUGAACAGGGCAAGGUUGAGAUGGAGGAAUGUCUUUCUGCAACUCUCUUCGUCCUCCUCGAAAAGGCUCUCGAGCUUGAGAUUCGCACAAUUCUCGUCCUACCCAGUGAGCUCCAGGAAGCAUUGGCUGUGUGGGCCGAGCAAGGGGCGACAGAGAGCAACACGAGCAUUGGAAAAAUCUUGGUCAAGGUUGGCAGCAGGCAGUCUGUCCAUGACUCCAUUGACUUCUCUUGUCAGAGUGCACAAUCUGCGAGAUCCAUCCUCGUGGUGGCCGAGGCUGUCAACGCUAUGUUUGACGUGUACGCGGAAGAUGACCUCAACGAGCUUGUCCUCCGUCCCUUGCGAGUGAUCACGUUUGAGAUGCAAGCGAUGUUUGUUGCUGCCAUGAAGCAAUGGCUUGCUGACAACAAGGCGAAGAUAAGACAAGACCCACAGAUGAGAAACGCUGCAGACAGAUUGAAAGAGGUGAAACAAAACCUGCCAAGAUUCAUUAAGUACAAGAAAGACCUCGGUCUGUGA
Guillardia theta CCMP2712 is the source of this 2094-nucleotide messenger RNA. RefSeq lists its product as hypothetical. The transcript is spliced from 15 exons. Gene Ontology annotation, biological process: ribosomal large subunit biogenesis; protein import into nucleus. Lineage: Eukaryota; Cryptophyceae; Pyrenomonadales; Geminigeraceae. The record is from RefSeq and is a predicted model, not a curated record. The coding region runs from base 1 to 2094 and encodes 697 amino acids.